AUGGCCAGCGCUUCUCGCCGCAGCCGGCGCGUGGCAAGGCGCCAGGCGGGUGUCAUUUCGCAGGGCCUCAACAGGGAGCCAGACUUCCGGGUCAUGCUCUUAUGUAACGCAGGGGUUGGACAAAGGCGCCGUUAUCCGUCGUUCGAGGGCGACCGCGGGGCUGAGGGAGUCGGGUCGCCUUCAAAGCCGGGCAUGCGGCACGCUGCGUCGCUGUCGCAAAUCCCGCCGCAGCUUGACGGUGGCUGGCCUGGCAGCGCAUCCCGCUCGCCCAGGCCCCACGAGGUGUACACAGCAGCAGUGGCUGAGCUGGCAGAGGCGGACGCCCUGCGUACGCCGCCCCCGAAGCUCAAGUCCGCCGCGGACUGCGGGUCAGGGGCCGCGCCCGGCGGCGGCGGCGGCAGCGCGCCCGGCAGCCGCCCGGGCUCGCCGCUGCGGCGCGCGCGCUCGAACCUCGCGCCCGGCUCCCUCAGCCCGAUCCUCUGCCACAGUGCCCCCGUGUCGCCGAAGACGUCGAUUCUGGUGAACGGCGGCGCGGCCAAGCACAUGCUCUUCAAGGAGCACACAUGCAGUAGCCUGCGGCCCUCUGACGACGCGUCAGCGUCAGCUGGCGGCGCAACCGCCUGUGCAGACCGCGUUCCGCACUCCCGGCGCGCGUUCUCCAUGCCAGGCUCGCAGCAGCUGCAGCUGUUGGCUAUGCACCAGGCGGCCGAGCAGCAGGUGCAGCAGCUGGCGCAGCAGCAGCAGCAGCAGGCGCAGCACGGCGGCGGUUGCGGCGGCGGCGGCGGCGGCGGCCAGGUCAGCUCCCUGGCGGCACGCGUGCCCGCGUUCAGCUGCCCGCCGCUGGACGUCUCAGGGCAGCCGGAGGGGUCUGGCGCAUCGCCUGGCGUCGGGGCGCUGGGGCUGUUUGAUGUGCCGACGCCGGACUCGCUGUCACCAAACUCGGGCUGCACGGUGGCGAGCAUCGAGUCCCCCCACCAGCCUACCGCCAGCCGCUUUGCCCCAGAGGGCCGCGCCGGCAGCCUCUCAGCUGCGGCCGCCGCGACGGCGGCGGCGGCCUCCCACAGCCUCCGCCCGCGCCCGCCGGGCAGCACCGGCAGCGGCGGCGGCGGCAGCAGCAGCAGCACGCCGCACAGCUGCGGCGCGCUGAGCGGCGCCGGCGGCGCGCCGCUGCCACACCCGCUGCAGCUGACGCGGAAGCUGUCCACAAAGUCCAGCGCCAUCUGCAUGCCGCUGCUGCCCGAGUCCUCUUCAUCCGCGGUAGCGGCGCUCCCAGGCUGCGGGUCGCCCGUGCCGACGGUCCCGGGCGAUGGCACCCCGGGCGGAAGCUUUCGCAGGCGGCGGUCCUACAAUCGCGUCCCCGCGCUCGCCGGGUUGCACAUGGCUCACCUUGUCCCCGGCAGUGAUUGCAGCAGCCCAAACAGCCCCACCGCGGCCGUCGCGCUGGGCGGCGGCCCCAGCGGCGGGCCGCCGCUCCGCGGCGGCGCGCUGCAGCUGCAGCUGCAGCACCAGGGCGGCGGCGGCGCGUUUGGCAGCAGCGGCCUCAGCAGCUGCAGCACGGCGUUCACCGUCGGAAGCGCGGGCAGCGUCGGCACGAGCUGCGCGGCAGAGGACGGCAGCGCGCUCGGGCCAGGGCCAGGGCAGCUGCAGCAGGCGCUCGCCGGCUGCGGGCUGGUGGGCGGCGGCGUGCCCUACGGCAGCCUGCCGGCCAACCGGCCGUCGAGCGCGCGGUCGCGUGCGGUGCUGACGCUGGUGGAGGCGGUGCGCUCCAAGGAUGAGGCAACCCUGGGGUCAAAGCUUGAGUACCUUGCGGGCCCCAGCGGCGCCGUCGCGGGCAUCAACGACCGCCACCCGCUCACGGGCCGCACCGCCCUGGCAGAGGCGACCCAGCUCAACAGCCUGCCCAUGGCGCGGCGCCUGCUGGCCUGCGGCGCGAGCCCGCGCGUCGCGCACGCGACGGCGGGGCCGCCGCUGCUGCAAGCGGCGGCGUGCGGGCGCCGACCCUGA
Messenger RNA from Monoraphidium neglectum, 2004 nucleotides. RefSeq lists its product as hypothetical. Bases 1 to 2004 code for a protein of 667 amino acids. The record is from RefSeq and is a predicted model, not a curated record. NCBI's taxonomy places the organism in Eukaryota, Viridiplantae, Chlorophyta, Chlorophyceae, Sphaeropleales, Selenastraceae. The transcript has 7 exons.